Phytophthora sojae is the source of this 342-nucleotide messenger RNA. RefSeq lists its product as hypothetical. The transcript has 2 exons. Bases 1 to 342 code for a protein of 113 amino acids. The record is from RefSeq and is a predicted model, not a curated record. Lineage: Eukaryota; Oomycota; Peronosporomycetes; Peronosporales; Peronosporaceae.
AUGGGCGGCAAGGCCAAGUUCAAAAAGCACACGGCCGCGGACCUUGAGCGCCGCCAGAAGCAGGUGAACAAGGGUGGAGGCAAGGCCGGCGCCUCCACCCGCGGCGUCGCCAAGCUCAACUUCACGUGCGAUAUCUGCAUGGUACGCCCAAUACCUACUGACCUCUGUCUUGUUGCCGUCCAACAGAGCGCGUCGCCCGACAUCAAGUCUUACGAGCAGCACUACACGAGCAAGCACCCGAAGGCCUCGUUCGACCGUGACGCCAUGAUCGCCAAGGCCGAGGCGCUGCGUGAGUCCCAGCAGGACCACUCGGCCAACGGCUCGCACCACAAGAAGAAAUAA